AUGGAAAGAAGAAAGUGUAGUCUUGUUUCCAUCUUCUUCUUCUUCAUUUUAUCCCAACCUGUAUAUCCUCAUCCAUUAUCAGAUCUCGAAAUCUUACUAAUGCUCAAAUCAUCCCUCGUAGGGCCCUCGGGCUCGGGCCUCCACGACUGGGCUGCUCCUUCUCCUUCUUCUCCGGCAGCCCACUGCUCAUUCAGCGGCGUAACAUGCGGCGCCGACGCCCGCGUGAUUUCUCUGGAAAUCACAAACACUCCCCUCUUCGGCGAUCUUCCGCCGGAGAUCGGGCUAUUGCGGGGGCUCGUGAAUCUCACACUCACCGCCGCCAAUGUCACCGGCGCUCUGCCGAGGGAAUUCGGCAUGCUUUCGUCGUUGAAGCGGGUCAAUCUCAGCUCCAACGCCUUCAGCAGCGGAAUUCCCGACGAGAUGGUGGCGAAACUGACGGAACUUGAGGUGUUCGACGUGUACGAUAAUAGUUUCUCCGGUGAAAUACCGGUCGGAUUCGUGCGAUUGAAGAAAUUAAGAGUGCUGAAUCUCGCCGGAAACUACUUCUCCGGCGAAAUUCCGGCGGUCUACUCCGGCUUCAAGAGCCUCACGCAUUUGUCCUUGCAAGGAAACAGCCUCACCGGGAUGAUUCCACCUGGUCUAUCCGAGAUUCCGAAUCUUCUAGAACUUUCUCUCGGAUACUACAACACGUAUUCCGGCGGAAUUCCGCCGGAAUUCGGGUUGAUUUCGACGCUGGAGCUGCUCGAUUUAGGGAAAUGCAACCUCAGCGGCGGGAUUCCGGCGAGCCUCGGGUCGCUUACACGGCUGCACAGCUUGUUUCUUCAGGUGAAUAAUCUCACCGGCGAAAUUCCGGCGGAGCUCUCCGGGUUGGUUAGCCUCAUGUCGUUGGAUUUAUCGAUCAACAACCUCUCCGGCAGGAUUCCGGCGAGGUUCGAUGGUUUAAAGAAACUAACAUUGAUUAAUUUGUUCGGGAACAAAUUUGAGGGGCCGUUUCCUAGCUUCAUCGGCGAUCUGCCGAAUCUCGAAGUUUUGCAGAUUUGGAGCAAUAAUUUCACGCUUGAGCUGCCGGAGAAUCUCGGCAGCAAUGGGAGGCUGGUGCUUGUGGACGUCAAGAACAAUCAUCUCACCGGAAAAAUCCCGAGGAAUUUAUGCAGAGGCGGUAGGCUGAAGACUUUGAUUCUGAUGGAUAACUAUUUCUACGGACCGAUUCCGGAGGAACUCGGCGAAUGCAGGUCGUUAGCCCGAGUUCGAAUCCGGAAUAAUUUCUUCAACGGAACGAUUCCGGCGGGAUUUUUCGCUUUGCCGGAGCUCGACAUGCUGGAGUUGAGUGGUAAUUACCUGACAGGUCAGCUUCCGGCAAGAAUCUCUGCUCCGAAUCUCGGCACUCUUGCACUGUCCGGCAAUUGGUUAUCUGGGAACAUUUCACAAGGAAUUGGGGGUUUGAGGAAUCUCGAGAUUCUAUCAUUAGAUUCCAAUAGAUUCUCCGGUGACAUUCCGGCGACCAUUUCUGAUAUGAAGAAGUUAUCGGUGCUGAACUUGAGCGGCAACCAUUUGACGGGGAAGAUUCCGGCCUCUGUCGCCCGUUGCUCCCGUUUGACGUUCCUCGACGUGAGUCGAAACGAGAUUGACGGUGAGAUUCCUUUGGCCAUCUCUGUCCUUCAGAAUUUAAAUGUGAUGAAUCUGUCGAGGAACAGGUUGGUUGGUUCAAUUCCGAGUGAGAUUGGGCUAAUGAAAAGCUUGACAUUGUUGGAUUUGUCUUACAAUGAUUUCUCGGGGCGAAGGCCGACGGCCGGGUUGUUGAAAGACAUGGACGACCGUUGCUUUGCUGGGAAUCCGCACCUCUGCAGCAGCAACGCAAGUUGCGCUGCUGCAGCUCGUGCACCGCCACCACUGCGGUUAACUCUGUUGAUCGCAGUGGCGGCGGUGUUAGUGGCUUUGUUCGCGCUAUCGGCGAUCUGGAUGGUGGUGAGGAGAAUGAAGGCGAACAAGGGACGGAGAUGGAAACUCACCACGUUUCAAAAGGUGGAUAUGAUGAGAGCCGAAGACGUGGUGGAUUGCCUCAAGGAAGAGAACGUGGUCGGAAAAGGCGGGGGCGGUGUUGUGUACCGUGGAUCCAUGCCUGAUGGCACGGAUAUUGCGGUGAAGAGGGUGGUUGGGCGUGGAAGCGAUCGUGGCUUCAGGGCGGAGAUACGGACGCUGGGGAGGAUCCGCCACCGGAACAUCGUGCGGCUCCUCGGAUACGUGUCGAAUGAGGAUACAAAUCUUUUGUUGUAUGAGUAUAUGCCGAAUGGGAGCUUAGGUGAUAUGCUCCAUGGGUCCAAGGGGGCUCAUCUGCAGUGGGAUCUUAGGUGCAAGAUUGCACUCGAUGCCGCUCGAGGGCUCAGCUAUCUGCACCACGAUUGCUCGCCCUCAAUCAUUCAUCGGGAUGUUAAGUCCAACAACAUCUUGCUUGAUGCUGAUUUUGAGGCUCAUGUCGCUGAUUUUGGUCUAGCCAAGUUUUGGCGCGACGCUGGCGCCUCUGAGUGUAUGUCCAUGGUUGCCGGCUCCUACGGUUACAUUGCACCAGGUGUGUGUUCUAAUGUUCGAAUACUCAUCUCAUCAUCUAAUAAAGAAUAUUGA
Molecule: messenger RNA, 2619 nt
Organism: Salvia hispanica
Lineage: Eukaryota; Viridiplantae; Streptophyta; Magnoliopsida; Lamiales; Lamiaceae
Source: RefSeq, a predicted model, not a curated record